CGCGGGUGGAAGAGCUCGUGGAGCGGCUGGCCCUCGCCGAGAGGACGCUGGAGGCCUUCACGGGCGAUGCUGAGCUGGCCGACAGGCUCGCCGCGGUGGUGCCUGCGCUGGACGCGCUGGUCAACGGCGAGCAGCCCUCCUGGCUGGCGCGGCUCAGGAGGAACGUCGCGCUGCACGCCAAGGCGGGCGCCAUCAAGGGGCGCAUCGCAGGGGCGGCGGCGAACGAGCUCAGGAAGGCGCAGAAGCAGGAGCGCCUCGGGAAGCCCCCCUUCCUCAACCCCUCGGCGACGGAGGAGGUGCACGAGGACAAGGCGGGGGCCGCGCAGAAGCAGGGGCAUGCGGCUCAGCAGGUGCAGAGGAUGCUGCACGAGAGAGAGCUGCCCCAGGCAGCGCCCGAGGACGUCCUGGGCGCGAACUGGCUGGCGCCAGGCUGCUGGCAGCCAGGCGACCCCGAGCUGGAGGCGCGGGCCUUCGGAGAGGGAUUCGCAAGUGGCUGGCGGCUGGCGGCGCGGCGCGCGGAGGCCUCGGAGGGCCCCCCUGCGGCUGAGGCCACGCAGGUGGUGACCAUCUGGACUUGCUGUCUGGAGGCGGGGACGCGGCCCGAGAUGCACGGCAUCGGGAUCGAGCUGCGGCGCCUCCCCAAGGACAACCGGGCCCCGCCCGAGCCCGCGGCGGCGAGCGACCGCUCGAUAGAGUACGGCGUCCGCCUGGGCCCCACGCAGCGGCAGCAGGGCAUCGACGGCGAUGGCGAAGUGCUGCCGCUAGCGGCCGAAGGCGGGAGCGGCGGGCCGCAGCUCGAGGGCCCCCAGGGCGCUGCGGCCGCCCGCGCCCGCGACCUCGCCGAGCUCUACGCCGCCUUCUUGGAGGAGAUCGGGCGCUGCGGCUCCUGGCCUGCGAAGCUGGCCUACGCCGGGCGCUCGGGGACAGAGGCGGCGCGGGGCCUGGAUCCUGGAGGGGCCGCGAGGCGGCUUCCCGCCCCGCCCUGCGAGCAGCUGCAGCGGGCAGGGCCAAGGCUCGUGGCCUUUGGCGGGGGCGCAGCGGGGCCCGAGGGCGCGCAGAAGCUGGAGCAGGCGGUCCCGCAGGUGCAGCAGUCGGUGCUGCACGAUGAGCAGCUCCAGGCAGAGCCCGAGGGCGACCUGGGCGAGGGCUUGCUGGCGCCAGGCUGCUGGCAGAAGUGCGACCCUGAGCUGGAGGCGCGGGCCUUCGGAGAGGGCGUCGCUUGCGGCUGGCGGCUGGCGACGCGGCGCGCGGAGGCCUCGAUGGGCCCCCCCGCAGCCGAGGCCAGCGGCGGCUCCGAGAGCACUGUGGAGUGCGACGUGGAGUCGGAGAAGGAGGCGUGCGACGAUGCGGCCGAUGACGCGCACAGCAGAGUGGUUGCGGCCGAGUCCGAGGCGGAGCUGUUCUUCCUCGACUGGUUCGGGCAAGACUCUGAGUGCGGCAUCGAUAGGGUGAAGCUCAUCCAGGAGUUCGUGGACGAGGGCUUCGACAUCGGCUUGAUGCUCGACUUCCUCGGCCCCCCUUGGUUUCUGGAGCGCUUCACCGAGAUCGACGGCGUCAUCCACUGCAUCGAGGACUGGGACGCCGAGAGCUCAGGCGGCGGUGACGCCUGGGAGGACCUCUCGGCGGUGGCGCAGCGGCAGCAGGGCAUCGACGGCGAUGGCAAGGAGCUACCGCGUGCGGCCGGGGACGCGCACAGCAUGGAGUUUGCGGCUGAGUCCGAGGCGGAGCUGGACGACCGCGCGGGCCUCUCGGCGGAGGACCAGACCACGGCGCAGUUCCGAGACGCGUCGGCAGGCCUCUUGGCGGGCCUUGAGGCGCAGCUGGCGCGCGUGCGGGCGACCGUGCGACCUCCGUGGUGGAAGUCCGUGUCCCCACCCUGUGAGAUGCAACAGAAGCAGCAGUGGCAGGCCUGGCGCGACAUCGGCUCAGACGACGACGUCGAGGGCUGGCACCAGGUGGGGCAAGCUGGACGAGGACCGCAGUGCAGUAAGUGCGGCUGCAAGAGGAACACCAAGGGCAGCAAAUUCUGCAAGGCCUGCGGCCACAAGCUUGCGGACAUCAGCCCAGCCGUUGCUGCCAAACCCGCUGGCCUCUGGAGCGAGCAGCGCGAGCAACAACUCGGUGGGGAUGAUGGCAAGGACGGCAAAGGUGGCAAGAAGGGCAAGAAAAGCAAGGACACGGGCAAAUGUGGCGAUCCAGCCAAGCUUCCUCGGGCACCUGGCGCACAGUUCCUGGUGGCCAAGGAUGGCCCCUCAGUGGAGCUCGGGAUCCACGAGCUGGAGCAGCUGGUGGCCACUUUGGAGAAGCUGGGGGAUACGGUCAGCCUCGCGAAGCAUAGGCGCACCCUGCAUGAGAGGCGCAGACUUCAGCAGGAGGCGCUCUACGUCCCGCCCUUGUCGCAGAGGGUCACCCACGCCCACAAGCAGGUGCAGGAUGUCGUGCAGAAGCUGGAGAAGGCGGUCAUGCACUUCGAGCGCCUCGAGGAAGGCCUUGAAAGUCAGCGUCGUUGGGUCCAAUCUCUCUGCGAGGACAUGGAGACGAAGAAGGCGGAGCACCGCAAGCUGGUGGUGGAGCUCAAUCGCCAGGUGGUCAACAUCAGCCAGGAUUCAGCUCCUGCAGUUGCCCCCAUCAGCGUGGCUGGCAUCUUGGACGGCUCCAUCGAGGAGAUCCCUCUCUCGUUUGCUGGCCUGGGGUUCGACGACGCUGAGUAUGAGAUGGAUGCAAAUGACAGGAAGGAGCUGGCUGAACGUAGCGCCCGUCUCAAGAGCGAGCUGUCCCAGGCGGUCAAGCAGAUGUUCGGGCAGGCGGCGGAGAAGGCCAAGCUCUUCAAGGAGGAGCAGGAGGCCAUGGCGCUACGGCUGGCUGGCAAGAGGCGGCCUCUGCCUGAGGGGGCAGACCCCGUGGGCGAGGUGGCUGAGUGCGAUCGGCGAGCGCCCUUGGCCGAGACAGCUGGAUCUCUGCGGCCAGCUGACCGUUUCUGGAGCAACAAGACCGUGGACCUCGACUGGCCUCAGGUCGGGGGGUUCCUGGUCCCUGCCCUCGCUCGCCCAGACGAGGGCACAUCGAUGAUCGGCAAGCAGUGCUGCAAGCAGCUGCAUGCCGAGCCAGAGGGUGUCAUGCCUGUGGCCAGGGGGCGGAGGCCUGUGGUGAUGGUGCCUUCACCUGAUGUCGCAGAUCCUGCUCGACAGCAGGCCAUCCAGGACUUCGCUGACAUGAGGGCGGACCUCAGGGACUGGGCAGCCGCUUGGUUCGACUCGCACUCUGAGCUGGAGACCGACAGCGGGCACUGGAGGCGCUGGCGCAAGGCUUCCUUGGGCGCUAAGCUUGCCGACGGCGGGAACGAGCCUCUCAGGCGCCUGCUGAGGAGUUGGUUUCCUGACAGAGGCUGGGGCAGCAUCCUGGACGGCCUCUGCCUCAGCGGCAGGUGUCAGGCUGAGCCCCGCCGCGUCGCCUUCGCGGUCAGGCUCAACAGAG
Molecule: messenger RNA, 3474 nt
Organism: Prorocentrum cordatum
Lineage: Eukaryota; Dinophyceae; Prorocentrales; Prorocentraceae
Source: the annotation of a GenBank genome assembly